Messenger RNA from Eutrema salsugineum, 1499 nucleotides. Its product is annotated as RING-H2 finger protein ATL16. Lineage: Eukaryota; Viridiplantae; Streptophyta; Magnoliopsida; Brassicales; Brassicaceae. The transcript has a single exon. The record is from RefSeq and is a predicted model, not a curated record. Gene Ontology annotation, molecular function: transferase activity. The coding region runs from base 148 to 1281 and encodes 377 amino acids. Gene Ontology annotation, biological process: protein ubiquitination.
GUCAAAGUUUCGAUUUUGAUCUUCUCUCUCAUCCUCUGUUUCACUAUCAAUCAUUUUUUUCCCCAAAUAUUUUCGAAUUAACAACUCAAGAUCUUCAAAGUUUACUCUUUUCUUCUCUAUUAGAGGAUGAGCUUAUUCGUAUAGUUAAUGGAUCUAUCAAACCGUCACAACCCUCUCAGGGAUCUGGCCUUUCCUCUGCCGCUGCCGCCACCACCAAUGCCUAUUAUCCACCGUGCUAGCUCAGCGGGAACGAAUUUUCCGAUCAUAAUCGUUGCCGUGAUCGGAAUCUUAGCUACAGCUUUCUUACUUGUUAGCUAUUAUGUUUUCGUUAUCAAAUGCUGUCUCAACUGGCAUAGAAUCGACAUUCUUGGAAGAUUCUCUUUAUCUCGACGGCGACGCAACGAGCAAGAUCCUUUAAUGGUGUACUCUCCAGAGCUCAGGAACCGAGGUCUCGAUGAAUCCGUCAUUAGAGCAAUCCCAAUCUUCAAAUUCAAGGAGAGACAAGAUGGACUAGAGAAGACCUCUCAAGAAUGCUCUGUUUGUUUGAAUGAGUUUCAAGAAGAGGAGAAGCUGAGGAUUAUCCCAAAUUGUUAUCAUUUGUUUCACAUCGAUUGCAUAGAUAUUUGGCUUCAGAACAAUGCCAAUUGCCCUUUGUGUAGAACUAGGGUUUCUUGUGACGUAAGUUUCCCUCCGGAUCGAGUUUCUGCUCUAAGCUCUUCCCCGGAGAAUCAAGUUCUAGACUCGGAUACCACCGUAGUUAGAGGCGAGAAUGAGUAUGUGGUAAUUGAACUAGGUCUAGGGAAUGAUAAUAGCACCAGUAGUGAUCAAGAUAGUCCGAGAGACAGAAGGUUACUUGUGGUUCAAGAAAGGUCAAAUUCGGGUCAUGUAUUAACUGAAAACCCUCAAAAUUCGAUCAGUCCAUCUUCGAGGAAGCUUGACCGAGGUGGGUUUCAGAGAAAAGGAAGAAAGCUUCACAAGGUCACGAGUAUGGGUGACGAAUAUAUUGACAUUAGAAGAGACAAAGACGAGCAGUUUGGUAGUGUUCAACCCAUCAGGAGAUCAAUCUCGAUGGAUUCGUCUGCAGAUCGACAACUUUACAUGGCAGUUCAAGAGGCGAUUUUCCGGAAAAACCAUGAAAUUCUGGUGGUCGGAGACGAAGGACGAUGUUGCAGUAGUAGUGGCAGUGUUAGUAAUCACAGAGUGAAGAGAUCUUUCUUCUCUUUUGGGAGUAGUAGACGUUCUAGAAAUUCUUCCAUAUUGCCACUUUAUUUUGAACCCUAAUGGACGGCUUUGUUUUUUUGUUUUAUUUUUCUUGUUUCUUUCUACAUUUGUUUUUUUUUAUUAUUUUUUCAAUGUUUUUGAGAUGGAUCUUUUUAAUUAUUUGGUCGGUGAGGUAGGAGAGAAAAAUAGGUGUGGGUAGAGAUUUUGAGAAGUCAAAGAGUUGAUGAGUUGUAUUGUGACAUUGAGUAUAUAUUUUGGACUUUUUAAGUUUGAAAAAA